AUGUCAAACUUUACACUUCCAAAAUUACCAUACGCUUAUGACGCUUUAGAGCCUCAAAUUGCGGCUAAAAUUACUGAAAUCCAUUACACCAAGCAUCAUCAAACUUAUGUCAAUAACUUGAAUGCAGCUUACCAAAAAAUUUCUACUGCAAUUCAACAAAAUGAUGUCAAAGGACAAAUUGAAUUGCAACAAGCUAUUAGAUUCAAUGGUGGGGGUCAUAUUAAUCAUUCUUUGUUUUGGGAAAAUUUAGCCCCUGCAGAUUCAGAUGCUGUUAAAGGUGGUACUGAAUUGAAGAAGAAAAUUAACGAACAAUAUGGUUCUUUUGACCAAUUCAAAGAUAAAUUUAUUGGUUUACUUUUAGGUAUUCAAGGUUCCGGAUGGGGUUGGUUGGUUAAAAAUAACGAAUCAAACAAUUUAGAGUUAUACUCCUCUCCAAAUCAAGAUCCAGUCCCUUCAAAAUAUACUCCUUUGAUUGGAAUUGAUUUCUGGGAACAUGCUUAUUAUAUUCAAUAUUAUAAUAACAAGGGUGAAUAUGCUAAAAAAAUCUUCGAUGUUCUAAACUGGGAAACUGCUGAAAAAAGAUGGAAAGGAGAAUAUGAAUUGAAGUUAUAA
Hansenula ciferrii is the source of this 612-nucleotide messenger RNA. Its product is annotated as superoxide dismutase. Bases 1 to 612 code for a protein of 203 amino acids. Lineage: Eukaryota; Fungi; Ascomycota; Saccharomycetes; Phaffomycetales; Wickerhamomycetaceae. Gene Ontology annotation, molecular function: superoxide dismutase activity; metal ion binding. Gene Ontology annotation, cellular component: mitochondrion. The transcript has a single exon. Gene Ontology annotation, biological process: superoxide metabolic process. The record is from RefSeq and is a predicted model, not a curated record.